Chrysemys picta bellii (western painted turtle) is the source of this 1926-nucleotide messenger RNA. Lineage: Eukaryota; Metazoa; Chordata; Testudines; Emydidae. The record is from RefSeq and is a predicted model, not a curated record.
CGAAGGGGGUUGGUCCUGCCCGGGCUAUUUGAAUUCAGAGCAAAGCGCCGGUUUGUAGCUUUCCCCGUCUCCGCGCUGCCGCCGGUGGAGACGCGCUGGCGGCCGGUUCGGCUCCGGUUUUCCUGCGGAGCCUCCUCGCUCUAGGGGCGGACCCGGACUGCGCGCCCACAGCCCGAGCCCGUAGCGCUUCGCUCAGGAACAUCCCUUAGGUGUACAGACAGAGCACUUGCUGAUCAGCUAAGUAUUAACCCUCCUUUUGCUCAAACAUCAGGGGACAGAAAAAAGGUCCUAGGUCUAAUAAGCUCAGGAAAUGUGCUUCCCUCUUGAGUCCUAGUCCCAGGUCCUGUCAGUUUUGAUCAUCAUCGCUACUCUAGCAGUACCUUUGGCAGGAACAUCCCUUCAGUGAAUAGACAGACUGAGCACUUACUGAUUAGAUAAGUAUUAUCCGUGUCCUCCCUCUUGCUCAAACAGAAAUUUUAAGCUGUCUUGAUUCUCUAUUAUAUCAUUGAAUCCUCUAAAGAAUCAUUCUGCUUUCUCUCCUCAGAUUAUCUCCAAGACCACCUCCAUUACUCAUCCCAACAAAUGAUUAUCAGCCUAUCUGAUAGGGAGGGAUCAGGAAUCACAGAAACAGCUCCUCUUAAUUAAUUAGCCUCUUAGAGUGGCUCCAGGUAAGGGGAUCAAAAGUGAACAGGCCCAGCCUGAAGCAGCCAACUGGAGACACCCCAGGACAGGAGCCAGGAGGAGCACCGAGCCAGGGAGGAACUACCCGAGAAGGACAAAUGAGAGCUGGACCCAGUAUCUCUGUUACGAAGAGCUCUAUGGGGUGGCCCUGAAUGAGACAUCAUAGCCCCUGAGAGGGAGCUGAUUGGAGAGGAGAGAUGGAGGAAGGAGAGUGUUCUACUAAUGAUGGACAGCAGAUGAAGGCGCCCCUUAACCAGGGUGCAACUGGGGAGAAAAGAAGGGAGCAAAGCUAUUGUAACAGGCUGGAUAGAGACACUGAGGCAUGCCCAGAAGAGGGGACACGUCAAACUGCCAUGUAUGGAUGCAGCAAGCAGCUGAGUACACCAGUGAGCUCCGAGGGAACAGGCCCUGGGUCUAACAGGCUCAGGAAACGAGCUUCCCGUCAAGUCCCAGUCCCAGCUGUUGUCCUAGCUGCAGUCACAGUUUUUAUGUUGAUCGCCAUCAUCAUCGUCAUUACUCUAGCAGUACUUUUAGCAGUGGAAAAAUCCAAACCACCUGUGGCUGUUCCAGGCCCCCCUGCUGUGCCCGGCUGCCCGGACGGCUGGAUCGGAUACCGAGGGAAAUGCUAUUAUUUCUCAGAGACUGAAGGGAACUGGACCUAUAGCCAGAGCCAGUGCUCUGCACUCAACGCCUCCCUGGCUGGGAUCGACAGUGAUCAGGAAAAGGAUUUCCUGCUGCGCUUUAAGGGUUUCUUUGGCCGUUGGAUUGGCCUCCAGAGGAAGCCAGGCCAGCCCUGGAGAUGGCCCAAUGGCACCAAAUUUGACAACCGAUUUCCCAUAGGAGGAGGAGGUGACUGUGCGUAUGUGAUUGAUGACAACGGGGUCAGCAGCUCGAGGUGCAGCACAGGGAGAUCCUGGAUCUGCAGCAAACCUGAUGCCCAUAUAAUGGGGAAGGGACAUGACAUGGAAUCAUAAGUUUGAGACUCAUAGGAACCAGACCUGGAAAAGCUUUAUUAGGGGUCACAUCUUCCACUACUCAAAGAUGAAGACAGAACCAGUCUCCUUCCUUAGACUCUCCUUGAGGAUUCCUUUGUUUUGGAAUUUUCCCUUUUGCUGUGCAGACAGUUUGAUAAGAAGUGUGAGAAUACUUCCAGCACCAGUGGAUGUGGCGAGCACACACAGCUAAUGUGGAAUGGACAUGAGCAAGCACUCAAAGUAGUAAUUCUUCCACUCUACUCCACGCUGG